AUGGGUAACGGGUUUCUUAUUCCAAUGGGUAACGAGAUUCUUAUUCCCAUGGGUAACGGGGUUCUUAUGGUUAUGCGUAUCGGGAUUAUUAUUCUAAUGGGUAACGGGAUUCUUAUUCCCAUGGGUAAGGAGAUUCUUAUUCCCAUGGGUAACGGGGUUCUUAUGGUUAUGGGUAUCGGGAUUAUUAUUCUAAUGGGUAUGGGGAUUCUUAAUCUUAUUGGUUACGGGGUUCUUAUUCCCAUGGGUAACGGGAUUCUUAAUCUUAUGGGUAACGGGGUUAUUAUUCCCGUUGGUAACGGGAUUCCUAAUCUUAUUGUUUACGGGGUUCUUAUUCCCAUGGGUAACGGGAUUCUUAAUCUUAUGGGUAACGGGUUUCUUAUUCCCAUGGGUAACGGGAUUCCUAAUUUUAUUGGUUACGGGGUUCCUAUUCCCAUGGGUAACGGGAUUCCUAAUCUUAUUGGUUACGGGGUUCUUAUUCCCAUGGGUAACGGGAUUCCUAAUCGUAUUGGUUACGGGGUUCUUAUUCCCAUGGGUAACGGGAUUCUUAAUCUUAUGGAUAACGGGGUUCUUAUUCCCAUGGGUAACGGGAUUCCUAAUCUUAUUGUUUACGGGGUUCCUAUUCCCAUGGGUAACGGGAUUCCUAAUCUUAUUGGGUACGUGGUUCUUAUUCCUGUGGUUAAUGGGAUUCCCAAUCUUAUUGUUAACGGGGUUCUUAUUCCCAUGGGUAACGAUAUUAUUAUUCCCAUGGGUAACGGGAUUAUUAUUCCCAUGGGUAAUGACCCCGCCUCUUAA
Pecten maximus is the source of this 792-nucleotide messenger RNA. RefSeq lists its product as uncharacterized. NCBI's taxonomy places the organism in Eukaryota, Metazoa, Mollusca, Bivalvia, Pectinida, Pectinidae. The record is from RefSeq and is a predicted model, not a curated record. Bases 1 to 792 code for a protein of 263 amino acids. The transcript has a single exon.